CUUUUUUUUUGAACCCUGUUAAAGUCCUGGUCUUCACAACAUCCUCUGGCAAGGAGUUCCACAGAUUGACUGUGCGCUAUGUGAAGAAAUGCUCCCUUUUUCUGGUUUUAUACCUGCUGUCUAAUAGCCAUCAAUGAGGCUCAGAAGUUGAGUAGUGGUUUUACAUGAACCUUCAUUUGUAGGUUUGAAUCCUGUCAAAGUCAGCGCUUAGGUGUAUGCCAAAGAGCCGGCCAUCUCUAGAGUCCCCAUCUGAUGGCUGUUCUGUGUUUCCCCACAGGGAAAGAUUUGGUGGGUCCCAUUCCCGGACUCGAUGGACCAGUAUCUGUCUGAGACAGAUGGUAUUAAUUGACUCUCGGGUGGGUGGUGUCAUCAGAGGGGCCCCAGAAGGAAUAAGUCAGAGCGCUCCCUGCACUCUACCCUCCUCUACAGUUCAUCUCGAGUCAGGGCUGGGUCAUGUUGGCAGAGUAGUGGAGGGGUAGCACCUGCCCUGUGCAGAGUGGCCAUAAAACAUACCACCUGAGUCCGCCUGAGGAGAUGCCUUAUUUAGUCAUGUUCACACCAGCCUUGCACUCGGCUGGGACAAAUGGGGGGGGGGAGCAGUCCUGGUUGACUCCACUGUGUCUUGCUUGCAAACUAGAGAUGAUAUUAACCUGUCCUCGCAUGGGGGCCAUGUGAGACAGAACUGAUUUCUGACUCCUGCGGGCCUGCUCCAGCCGUCUGUACCUGCCCAGAAUGCUGGACCAGGCCUGGCAGGAGGCUGUGAAACAGGUAAGAGCUCCAUCCUCUAAUUUUGGGCUCACCAGCCCUGAGCAUCUUCUCAGCUAUCCCCCAGCUGCCCCUCUUUGGUGACAGUGCUGCCUGCCCGGUGCAUCUCUCUUUUGAAUUCCCUGCUGGGCGUGGUUUGACCUGUUCUCUGUGUUUCCUCCUUUCUUCCACGUGAGGAUCUCCCCCCUGGAGAGGAGUUUUCUUCCAAGUGCCCGUCUGCAAAGCCAGCACACGGCCACCAAAUAGGUGACCGUGUGCUGGGUGGAGGAGGCGCUGGGGCGUCACACGCAGUCCCUCUCUCCCCAGGCUGAGCACGCCGGCAUCCGGACCUACUUCUUCAGCGCCGAGAACACCGACGAGCAGGAGUCAUGGAUCCAAGCCAUGGGCGAGGCUGCCCGGGUACAGAUCCCACCCACCCAGAGGCGUGAGAAGACGGACUCUGAGAACAUCCCCCCCAGCAAGCAGCACCACCACCACCACCGGACCAUCACCCCGCGGGAGCCCCCCAAAGCGGACCUGGAAGCCAAGACCAGAGGGGAGGGAGACGGACGCGGUUCAGAGAAGAUGGAGAGGAAGCUGGAGAGGAUCGACGGCAAGAAGGAACCCCUGAUGAAAGCCAACGGCAUCGUGGGCCAGGAGAUGCCCUCUGAGCCCGGCAGCCCUUACCCGGAAGCCUCCCGGGGGGUGGAGAGGUCCACACAACCCAACGGCUGGCAAUACUCGUCCCCCAGCCGCCCUGGCAGCACCGCCUACCCACCGCAGGACGGGGAGCACACAGUGCACCGGCGGGGCUUUGUGCCCCGCACCAACCCGGAGAAGAUCGCUCAGAGGAAGAGCUCCAUGACGCAGCUGCAGCAGUGGGUGAACCUGCGCCGUGGGGCUGCCCCGCCGGAGGAGCCGCGGAGCCCCACCAGGUUUUUCCCAAUGUCUCGCCGGGUCCCCGACUACUACGCUCCUUACUCGCCCCAAUACCCUGAGGAUUACCAGUACUACCCGCCCGGCGUGCGCCCCGACAGUAUCUGCUCCAUGCCUGCCUACGAGCGGGUGAGCCCGCAGUGGGCCGCGGAGGACAAGCGCCACUCCUUCCGCAACGGAGGCUCCUACCAGCUGCGCGAGUGGAAGGAGCAGCCGGGUUACGGCCGGCAGGACGUCCCCGUCUGGAUCCCCGGCCCCGGUCGGCAGCCCGUGUAUUACGACGAGGUGGAUGCCGCCUCGGACUCCCUACGGAGGAUGUCCCUCCAGCCCCGCUCCAGGUCGGUGCCCCGUUCGCCCAGCCAGGGCACCUACAGCAGGGCGAGGAUGUACUCGCCGGUCAGGUCGCCCAGCUCCCGCUUCGAGAAGGUGCCCCCCAGGAGCGAGGAGAUCUAUGCGGACCCCGCGGCCUACAUGAUGAGGCGCUCGGUCAGUUCCCCAAAGUAUGAUUAUCUGGGUGACAGGAGACCCGUCCCGGCAGGAAUGUAUCCCUACAACUACCCAGCGUCCCCUACCGUCCACGACAAAAUGGAUGAACUUUUAGAUCUUCAGUUGCAAAGAAACCUAGAAUAUUUGGACCAGCAGGGUCGCCCAUCACCUGACUGGACAAAUGCCGUCUGUGCGUCACGUGAUGCUGCGAAGGGCCGCAGCCGAGCCAGCAGUGCAAUGAAUGAUAUGAGUGAGAGCGAAACUUUGAUCAGUAUGGUGAACAGAAUGGUGGAGAACUCCUCCCCUAGGGCCCAGCUGUACAUGCAAGUGUCUCCCUUCCCAGAGGCCUACAGAGAGACUCUACAUGCCUACAAGAUAAGCGAGCAAGACACUGAUAAGCUGCUGGGGAAACUGUGUGAGCAAAACAAGGUGGUGAGGGAGCAGGACAGGCUGGUGCAGCAGCUCCGGGCAGAGAAGGAGAGCCUGGAGAGCCCCCUGCUGGGCACCCACCAGGAGUUGGAGAUGUUCGGGAGCCAGCCCGCCUACCCCGAGAAGCUGCUGCACAAGAAGGAAUCCCUCCAGAAUCAGCUGAUCAACAUCCGGGUGGAGCUGUCUCAGGCCAGCACGGCCUUGGCCAACAGCACCAUAGAGUACGAGAACUUGGAGGGCGAGGUGUCAGCCCUGCACGAUGACCUGUGGGAACAGCUGAACUUGGACAUCCAGAACGAGAUGCUCAACCGGCAAAUCCAGAAGGAGAUCUGGCGGAUCCAGGACGUGAUGGAGGGGCUGAGGAAGAACAACCCCUCCCGGGGCACGGACACUGCCAAACACAGAGUGGCUGCCGGCCCCUCGGGAACCUUCAGCUCCAACAGCCCUGCCAGCCCCUUGAGCUCUGCCAGCCUCACCAGCCCCCUGAGCCCUUUCUCCCUCGUGUCGGGCUCCCAGGGCUCGCCCACCAAGCAAGGGACCAGCGAGGAACCAGGCCCGCCUCGACCUCCCCUCCCCAAAUCGUACGUCCCCCUGGAGUCUCCUCCGACUGUUCCUCCGCUCCCUAGCGAGAGCCGCUUCUGGCCGUACCCUAACUCUCCUUCCUGGCAGCAAAGCGGCGAGGCCAAGAGGGGACAGUCCCAGGCCAGCUUUGAGCCGAAUCGGAAAGACGCCCCUCGGAGCUCCGCCCCCCUCCCACCCACCGAAGCUGGGCUCCUGCAGACCAGGCAAGAGCAGGAUGCUGAGAAGCAAGCGGCUCUCAACAAAGUUGGCAUCGUUCCCCCAAGGACCAAAUCUCCCAUCGACGAGGACUCUGCGCCCCAUUCAGGCGUGGUCAGGAGAAGUGCCAGCACUGUGUCCAACGGGCUGAAUUCUCGGGAUAGGCCAAAGAGCGCCGUGUUCACCAAUGAGACGAAGGCAAAAAUGAGCGUGGAGGAGCAGAUCGACCGGAUGAAACGGCACCAAAGCGGAUCCAUGAAGGAAAAAAGGCGGAGUUUGCAGCUCCCAGCCAAUCAGCAGCCAGACGCCCCCAGCAUGAAGGCACCCGCGUCUUACAAAGUGGUACGCCGACACCGCAGCAUCCACGAGGUGGACAUCUCUGACCUGGAGGCCGCACUGCGCACCGAGGACCCUGGCAAAGUCUACGAGACGCCGAGGGAGGAGAUCGCCCGGCUACGCAAGAUGGAGCUGGAGCCGCAGCACUAUGAUGUCGACAUCAAUAAGGAGCUCUCUACCCCAGACAAGGUCCUCAUUCCGGAGCGGUACAUUGAGCUGGAACCAGACACCCCCCUAAGCCCCGAAGAGAUGAAGGAGAAGCAGAAGAAAGUGGAAAGGAUAAAGACGCUCAUUGCCAAAUCCAGCUUGCAGAAUGUGAUUCCCCUAAGCGAGGGAGAAGUGGACGCACCCCCUGACACAGAAACGCAGCUCCAGGAACAGGAGAAGAGGAUAGAGAUAUCCUGCACGCUGGCCACAGAAGCCUCCAGGCUGGGCCGCAUGCUCUCUGCUCAAUGUGCCACCCCGAGUCCUCCCACCUCCCCAGCCUCCCCGUCUCCACCGACAAACCCCCUCUCGUCUGAGUCAUCCCGGGUCGGCGACAGCAGCCAUUUUAUGCGUGUCUGAGCCAUGAACGCAAGCCCUGGCUGCUGUGAACGCGGUGAAGUUCCACGGAGCCACGUUUUAACGCACGCACAUGCGCGUCCCGACUCGACCACCAAACCUUUCCUCGCUCAUCGCUUUCGGUUCUCCCCGAGCCCCUUCCUCUAACAAACGGUGAGAUCAUCCAGGACAAAGGCGCUGUGAGUCGGCCCCUGCUGCCCAGGAGAGCACGGGAGACUUCUCUCUGCGGCCUGGGCCAUCCCAGGAGGAAGUGUCAUGGAUGGGCUGCCGGCCACACUGGUAAAUCUGGGAGAUGGGCCCUGCUCCACAGCUGGCAUAACUUCCAGGCAGGACACAUGCAGCUACCCAACACUCUGUUCCGUGGCUGGAAUAGCUCAUCGGGAGGACGGUGUUGCACUGGAGGGUUUGUUUACCUUUGCUUUCCGCACUAAAAUAUUUGACUUGUGUCCGAAAGGGGCUUCUGCAUGGGGACCGAGCCGUCGCUGCAACUGGAGGUUGCUCUAGCCCUCCACUGGCGCGAGCAGCCCAUCUCCAUUCCCCGCCUGGCUUGGAAUCUCUGAAGCUAGCCACCCGCAAAACCUGGCUCGGCCACGUUUCCCCACUCCCGCUCACAAGCAUCCAAGGGAAAGAAGGAACAGGCAUCCAGGACGGACGGGAAGAGGAGCCAGGGAAGGAAAAGGCUCCCGGGCAGAAAAAGGGAGUAGUGAUGGGAUCUACAAAGCUAGCGAGAUAGAGCUGUGUCUGUGACAUACCAGUGCUGCCCCACCCGGGCCAAGGGUGCUGUGAAAGCAGGUCUGUGCAAGGUGUGUGGGCAUGUAGUAAGGGAGUAGCUGAACGAUACAGCAGGACAGAGGUAGGAGAGCCGAAGUGGCUGGUGUCGAUCACCAGGCAAAGCCUUGAUGCUUUCAGGAGGGAGCCGUUUGCACGCAGAGACGAUGAGGAGAAAGGGGGAUAGGCGUAGGGGGGCAGGUUCUGGACAGUACCAAUAGGUGCCCUUCCUCAGAGUUUUGCUUGGCCCAAGGCAAUGCCCGUUUCCAUGGGAUGGGAGUGGGGUGAAAGAGAGGAAUUGGUACAGUUUAUAUGCACAUACACGUACACACACACGCACUCACUCUACAACUGGGGCUGUUGCACAGCUACAUAAUACUAGAUGGGGAAAAAUGAUGGAGAAGUGACUGAGUGAACAGCUCUCUUGCUGUCUAUGGGUGGACUGGAUGGAUUAGUGAAGACCUAGAAAGGCACUUCCUGUAGUGGUCUUGGCAGAUGCCAUGUAACAUCUCUUGCCUCGAUCUAGAAAGCACUGCCUAGCCCCCACAUGGAAGAGACGCCAGAGCUGGGAGGCCUAAGGGAAUAGGAGCAAGGCUGGGAAUGGGCUUAAUCCCUCCUGCUUUCAGGCUAUAAUCCAACUUCCAUGGGAGAAACUUCCUCAGGGACACGUUAUUCCAGAAUCGCCCACUGCAGAGUUCUUGCACGUUCUUUUGCUUCUGGUGACAGGGUACUGCACUGGCUGGCCCCUGGUCAGAUCCAGGCUGGCAGUCCCUACGGAACUUUGGGAAAUGAGCUAGUGUCUCUAACAUCUAACUCCCUGCGGUAUUUGCGCGUGGAACAGCAUGUAGGGAAUUGACACUCGGAACUCACAAGCACCACUCCUCCCAUCCCGGCCUUCUUUCCUCCUGAAUAGCUAGAAUAGUUCCUCUGACGUUUUGGAAUAACAGAGAUCAGGUGUGAAGGGUGCUGAGUCACUGCUGCGCUGUCUCUGUUCCGCAUUCUCCGUGCUUGCAAUACCUUAUGAGAGGCAUCUGCUCUUCCAGAUGUGGCUUCACUGUUUUCUCAAUACAGUGAGAGAACAAUCAUCUUCGGGAGGGGGAAUCAGGGGCGAGGGAAGAGCCAUAGCUCUGAGAAGCAUCCAAGAGGUUGGCUGCUUUUCUGAAGCUGAUCAGCACUACCUGAUCCAUCGGGGUCUGCAGAACCUCGCAUUAUUUCAGCACCGCUGCUUCCCAAUGGGAACUCAGAUGUGAGAGAGUCCAUCUAGAUAGCUCAGUUCAAGCAGUGGUUUGGAUGAGGGAGGUUUCUUAUGUCUGCCCAAGUUGGUUUCCUUGUCCUAUCUCAAAAUCAGGGCUGCCUGCAAAUUGCAAAUGUAUUUUCCACCCGUGGCGUGGAUUUGCAAGUGUCCAUUUAGGCACCUAAGCAAGGGCAUGAUUUUUAAGUGCCCAUAUGCACAGCUCCCCCUGAGAUAUUGAGGGGCAGAUUUUCAAAACCGCUCUGAAAAUCUGGCCACUUAUCUUGGUAUCUAUAUAAGAAGUUAAAUUCUUUUGAAAAUCACGCCCCCAUAUUCACAAAAAAAAAAUUUGCAGUUUCAUUGCAGAUACUUUUUUAUUGGGGGAGGGGGAACGUAGCAAUAAUAUUUUCCUUUGAAUGCUCCAUGAAAAUGGCAGGUUUUGUAUUCAAACCUGAAAUUCCAGUUCAGUUUGUUGUGGAGAAUGGAAUUUUAAAAUUCCCAAAUCUGAAAUUGAGGCCUGUGCUCAAAACCAACACCACUCUGGGUUGGAAAUGGGCUUGUUUUUGCACUCCAAAAUCUUCUUUUUCAAGUGCGAAGCUAUGAAAUGUUGCUGGCUGUAUGUGAAAUGGGUCAGUGUAAUGAAACUGAGCUAAAACAGGAAAGCCCCAAGUGUCAGGCUUUCCCAGUGGUGUUGUCAAGUAGGGCAAAAUGUGGUGGGGACCAGCUCUGGGCGGAGCCUUGGGUGGAAAGGGAGGGGCCAAUGGCAGUCAUAGAGUGCCUGGCACGGUGUUCCCAACCAGCCACCUGUCAAAAACCCCUUUCUUGUGGACUUUCCAGUACAGUUAGGUGCUCUGUUCUCAGAUCAAACUUUUGUAACUGAUUCUGCUUUAGCUUACACUGCUGCAAACCAGGAUUAGCCUGAAGGAAAACAAACUACAUUCAGAGCAGACUGUUGGAGUGGACAGUCAAACUCUGUACCUUGUAUUAGAGUUUGUGUCUCUGUGUCUUCCCUACAUGGAGGAAGAACAGUCUUGUCCUCGCCCUUGAAACUUGAGGCAGUAGUUCUGACAGAGGCAAUGUGAUGGAGAUGCAAGUCAAGCUCAAUCUAUUUCUUAGCUUCCUUUCCCCAUUGGCCUGAUCAUGGUUGCUGCUGAGAGCCCCCAUCUCCAGCCGAGUCUAAAAAAGGCACAGGUGCUCAGCACGAUGUCUACUUCUUCCCAGAUAUGGCUCCAAGGGUACGUCUACACAGCAGCGUUAUUCCGAAAUAAUGUCGAGCUGGAGGACUUCGUACUCCGACUCAUGGUAACCCUCAUUUCACGAGGAGUAAGGGAAGUCGAAG
Messenger RNA from Pelodiscus sinensis (Chinese soft-shelled turtle), 7607 nucleotides. NCBI's taxonomy places the organism in Eukaryota, Metazoa, Chordata, Testudines, Trionychidae. The record is from RefSeq and is a predicted model, not a curated record.